AUGGAAACGGACCCCGAAUCCGACCUCUCCGCCCUUGGCUCUCAGCUCUCAAGCGACGUGGCAGACAACCAGCUCGACAUUGAGUCCACCCUUCGCUCGUCCCAGUCCAAAAUCAAAGAGCUGAGAAGAGAGCUCAACGCGGUCGACAUUGUCAUCGACAAGUUAUUUGCGAGCUAUACUGCCCUAACUAAGGCGUGGUCUAAAGUUGAUCAGAAGGCGGGUUUGAGGAGGGAGCGAGAGUCGAGGGAAGGGAACGAUAACGGGGAGGAUGGGGAAGAAGGUAGAGAUGAAAAGGAGGACGAUGACGACAAAAAACGGAAACGAAAAGAUUCCAGUGAAACAGAAGAACCUACUGCGACUACAAAAAGUAGAAGAAGAAGUUCGAACAGUUCUUCUCCUCCCAUAGACGUGUCGGAAGCUACACUCGAUGCAGUGGCGAGGAUCCUGCCGCUGCCGCUACCGCAGUUGGAAGAAGACAGUGGAAAGAGUGUGGAGGAAGGGGAUAUGACUGAAGCUGCCACUGGAGGUGUGGGAGGAGGAGGAGGAGGAGGAGGAGGAGGAGGCAGCAGUACAAGUCAUCAACAGCAACAGCAAGGAAUUAGAAAGAAAAUCAACUUGGGUAAGAGAGAGGUGAAGAGGGUUAGGACUGUUAGUCCUGAAUCUGGAUCUGGAUCUGGAUCUGGACCUGGAUCGGUGAUGAAGAGCAUUGAGGGGGAUGAGGUUGAUGGGAGUCACGAGAGGGAUAGUCCAACUCUGGAAAGCGAGGGGGAAUAUGGACAAGAAGAAUUGCCCGACAAUGGGGGAGAAGUCAACUUUCGAAAGGACUUGCAAGUCAAUGUUGUAUUUCUGGAGCAGCAGUUCGAGAGAUAUGAGGAGGACAUAAACAAAGGGUUGGAGCUGUAUAAGAGCGAUAUGAACAGGAGGGUCGAAAGGUUGGAAAACGACAUGAACGAGAGGGUCGAGAAGCUGGAGAGGAAAGUACACAAGAGCUUCGAGAAGUUGGAGAAUUGGAUGAGUUGGAACGAAUGGGUCGGGGAGACGAUCACUUAUGGGGGAGAUGAUGCAGAUGAUGAAGAUGAAGAGGAGGAGGACAGUGAGGAGGACGAUGAAGAUACUGACGAGCACGAAGACGACGAUGACGAUGACGAUAACGAUGAUAAUGACGACAACUACAACGGAAACCUACCUUCGCCGCCAGACGAUCACCCCCUGACAAAUUCGGCUAACCAUUGA
Molecule: messenger RNA, 1233 nt
Organism: Neurospora crassa OR74A
Lineage: Eukaryota; Fungi; Ascomycota; Sordariomycetes; Sordariales; Sordariaceae
Exons: 1
Coding region: 1-1233 (410 amino acids)
Source: RefSeq, a predicted model, not a curated record